Hyla sarda is the source of this 1736-nucleotide messenger RNA. RefSeq names its product mixed lineage kinase domain like pseudokinase (gene MLKL). The transcript is spliced from 11 exons. Gene Ontology annotation, molecular function: protein kinase activity; ATP binding. Gene Ontology annotation, biological process: protein phosphorylation; cell surface receptor signaling pathway. Lineage: Eukaryota; Metazoa; Chordata; Amphibia; Anura; Hylidae. Bases 59 to 1429 code for a protein of 456 amino acids. The record is from RefSeq and is a predicted model, not a curated record.
AAGACACUGAGCAGCAAUGAGUAAGAGGACAGAGCGGUGAAGACUUCCACCAGUUGUGAUGGACGUUGUGGGUCAGGUCCUGGAUGUGGCCCAAACCAUUUAUGGACUGUGUGACCAGGCAAGUUCCAAUAAGCAACAAUGUAGUCGCCUGAAGAAACGCAUAAAAAUGCUGAUGGUGGCAUCAGAAGCCUUGCAGAGGCAAAAGGAUAAGUCUGAGCAGCUUAAGGUGGUGAUGAAGGAGCUGCAGGUGACCCUAGACAAUGCCAAGUGCUGGGUCAUUAAGUAUUCACACCAGGCAUGGUGGAAGCGGAUACUUCAGGCCAACGGCAUCAAAGAAGAGUUUGAGCUCAUCAAUGACCGGCUCGGGGAUGCAGCUGAACAGGUCUCUCUGCUGCUGGCAGUCGAACAAAAAAGAAUUUUUUUCAAUUUCUUUAAUGAAAAUACAAGAAAACGUCAAAACCAGAAGGACAUAGACGAGGACCUAAAGGAACUGAAGAAUAACCUCACCGAAAACAUGGAGAAUGUUGAGGACGGAAUGAAUAAAAUCCUCUCUGAAAUAGCUGCAAUAAAAACAGUGUGUAAACGCUCGUCCUGGCACAUCACUGAGAUUCGAGCCACAGAUCUAAAGCGUGGACCACUUUUACUGGAGAAACCCAGCCAUGACUUGUAUCUAGGCGAAUAUCACAAGAGUCCAGUGGCUAUUAAAGUGUUUAAGGGUCAACAGCUCAGAACUCAAGAUUUUAUAAUAAAAACCUUCCAGUCUGAGAGUGAAACUAUGAAGAAAUUUGAGUGUCUCAAUAUUUUACGCCUUUAUGGCAUUUGCGUUGACAAUUCAGGCGCUGACCCCUCUUACUCCCUUGUGAUGGAAUACUGUGAGAAAGGAACUUUGCGACAACUGCUUGAAAGAGAGCCAGACCUGUCAUGGGAGCAUCGUGUCCGAAUGGCUCUAGAUGCAGCCAGAGCUAUCUACCGGUUACAUCAGACAGACAUAAAGGCCAUCCUGCAUGGGAGCCUGAGCAGCACCAAAUUCCUGGUGGAUGGGACUUACUGUGUAAAGCUUUCUGGAUUUGAGCUUUCAAAGACUGAGUCAUCCCUUAGACGGCCAUCUAAUGCAGAGAGGAGAAAAAAGAGCUGUGAGCUUGUCUACAUCGCUCCUGAGACUUUGCAAGACAUCAACGCCUAUGACAAACGGAGCGAGAUUUACAGUCUUGGAGUGGUGCUUUACGAACUUACAACUGGAAAACUACCAUAUCAGGACCUGCCAGACACAGAGAAUAACCAGACAGUGAAUGGAGAACUUCCCAGUUCCUGUCCCCCUGUGCUGAAAGAACUUAUCACAAGCUGCCUACAGAGGAAUCUAAAUGAUCGUCCAACAGCAGGAGUAAUUGUAGAUCUACUCAUCGCUCAUUUGAAUCAAAGCGAGUCCUGACGCCAGAAUGGGAAAUUCCUAGGAGAAAUUCAUUGAGUUAGGGAUAAUGAAGAAACCAUCACAAGUGACUGUGCAAAGGAACAAACUCACAAAAUCAUCAAUGAUCUCUAUCUAAAACAAAAGAAUACAGUCCGAUCUCAUAAGCUAAAUCUUCAAUGUUUUUAAUGUGAACAGCCAAUCAGAUAGCCCGGGCUGACUUCAGCAUUUUUCAUGUUUGCCACUAGAUGGCAUCACAACAAUAACAUAAGCUCCUUGGUAUGACAUGCUGUGAAGACAGAAUCUUAUGAGCUGUGUGUAUAUAUAUAUA